AUGACUUUGGCCGUCGAUCUUCUUAACCCUUCUGUUGAACACGAGAAGCGCUCCCACAAGCUCAAGAGACUCGUCCAGUCUCCCAACUCUUACUUCAUGGAUGUGAAGUGCCCUGGUUGCUUGAACAUCAGCACUGUCUUCAGCCACGCACAGACCGUUGUCUUGUGCUCCUCUUGCGGUACCGUCUUGUGCCAGCCCACUGGUGGUCGUGCUCGCUUGACCGAAGGUUCUUCUUUCCGCAGAAAGGCAAACUAA
Radiomyces spectabilis is the source of this 255-nucleotide messenger RNA. RefSeq names its product 40S ribosomal protein S27. Gene Ontology annotation, molecular function: structural constituent of ribosome; RNA binding. Gene Ontology annotation, cellular component: ribosome; cytosolic small ribosomal subunit. The transcript is spliced from 3 exons. The record is from RefSeq and is a predicted model, not a curated record. Lineage: Eukaryota; Fungi; Mucoromycota; Mucoromycetes; Mucorales; Radiomycetaceae. Gene Ontology annotation, biological process: ribosomal small subunit assembly; translation. The coding region runs from base 1 to 255 and encodes 84 amino acids.